AUGCUGCUCCAACUGGCGCAGCUCCCCUUGCUCGCGGCCCUCGCGCUGGCCGCACCAUACAAGCGCGCAACCACCACCGACGGUGCCUCAGUCGCAGCCCAAAGCUUCGACUAUGUCAUUGCAGGCGGCGGUCUGACUGGUGUCGUCGUCGCGCGCCGCCUGGCAGAGGCGAACCACCGCGUCCUCCUCGUCGAGGCCGGCGGAGAUGAAGAGGGCAACAGCCUCGUCACUGACGCAUCCAAGUACACGCAGUCGUUUGACAGUGCAAUCGAUUGGGCCUUCAACACCGUCCCCCAGCCCCAGGGCGGAGGCAAGAGCAUGAAGAUUCGUGCCGGAAAGGGUCUCGGCGGCUCGACGCUCAUCAACGGCAUGGCGUGGACGAAACCGCACACGUUCCAGCUCGAUGACCUCGAGACGCUCGGAAACGCGGGCUUGAACUGGGACACGCUCGCGCCUUUGAUGCGGAGCGUUGAGACGUACCACCCCCCUUCGUCCGAGCAGCAGGCCGCCGGGCUCACUUUUGACACCUCGUGCCACGGCACCUCUGGCCCGAUUGGCGUCAACAUCAACCCCGGUGUCCCCGUCGCAUUCGAGAAGGUGUUCAACAACACUGGCGCAUCCCUCGGUCCUUACGCCCGCGAUCUCUCCUGCGGCAACCCCGCCAUCCUCGGCCCUGUCGCGCACAACCAGGUCAACAACCGCCGCUCAGACGCGUACCAGGGGUACCUGUGGCAGAAAGACUUCCCCUCUCUGACGAUUCUGACCAACGCCGUCGUCGGCAAGGUGACCUUCUCCGGUACGCGUGCCACGGGCGUCGAGUUCCGCGACCAGUCAGGCACGACCCGCACCGUUUCCGCGGUCAAGGAAGUCCUGCUCGCUGCCGGCUCGAUCCGCACCCCUGUCCUCCUCCAGCACAGUGGUAUUGGUCCCCGCGCCUUCCUCGAGAGCGCCGGCGUGAAUGUGCUGGUUGACCUGCCCGCGGGCCAGAACCUGAUCGACCAGACGACCUCGACGACCUCGUUCCAAUUCACGGGUGGCGCAGCGGGAGGCGGGCAGUCGAUCCUGUUCCCCCGCUUCCAGGACAUUGCCGGCGGAGACUCUUCGCGUCUCUCUGGCCUGCUCCAGGCAAACCUGGACAAGUGGGCACAGGAGGCUGUCGAUGCCGGCGCUAGUGGCAGCAAGGAGGGCCUGAAGAAGGUCAUGACGCUGCAGCGCGACUGGAUCCUGAACGACGGCGCGGCCGUCGGCGAGGCCUUUGACUGGACCGGCGGCGACAGCGUCAACUACGACACCUGGUUCCUUCUCCCCUUUGGACGCGGAUUCGUGCGUAUCUCAUCCAACGACCCCUACUCGAACGCGUUCACGGUCGACCCGCGGUUCUUCACGAACGAGUUUGACCGCCUCGCCACAGCCGCCACGCUGCGGUACACGCGCACUUACAGCCGCACCCAGCCCCUCGCCGGCAUCAUUACCAACGAGUGGAAGCCCGGAUCAAACACGGGCGACAGUCUCGAGGACUGGCUCAACUUUGCGCGCAACGACUACAGGUCCAACUGGCACCCCAUCGGAACGUGCGCCAUGCAGCCGAGGGCUGAUGGCGGCGUCGUCGACGCCAACCACAGGGUGUACGGCACGCAGGGACUGCGCGUGCUCGAUGCGUCCGUGCUGCCUUUCCAGGUGUCGAGCCACCUCAUGACGGUGCUGUACGGUCUGGCGGAGCGCGCGGCAGAGGUGAUCAAGAAGGAUGCUUGUGCCGUCUAA
Molecule: messenger RNA, 1761 nt
Organism: Trichosporon asahii var. asahii CBS 2479
Lineage: Eukaryota; Fungi; Basidiomycota; Tremellomycetes; Trichosporonales; Trichosporonaceae
Product: glucose oxidase
Exons: 5
Coding region: 1-1761 (586 amino acids)
Molecular function (GO): oxidoreductase activity, acting on CH-OH group of donors; flavin adenine dinucleotide binding
Source: RefSeq, a predicted model, not a curated record